ACUACAAACGUUACAGCAACUCAAGAAACUACAAACGUUACAGCAACACAACAAGAAACUACUAAUCUUACAAUAACAGUGCAAAAAUCUGCAAAUCUUACAGUACCUGGAAAUGUAAAUUCCCUCUUGGAGACCGAAAGAAUGAACGUAAUCCUGACUGGUGACAACCAGAUGUCUGAUGUCUUGAACGAGGACUCUGAGGAAAGACUCACCCGAGGGGACGUGUUCUCUUACUCUGUUCCUCAGUCCAGGUCCAACACCAACAGCUCCCUCGGUCUGCCAGAGACACGAAGGACAGAUGAGAAUAACACAGCAGCUAACGUGUCAGCAGAUGCAUCAUUGUCCUCUCCAGACGUUGGAGAGUUCAACGUCAGCAGCACAGACAGAUGCAAACCGACAAUCCUUGUGUCUGAAGUGGAGAACACUGACAACACAACCGGUGGUAUCGACUCGCUGAGCACUGGAGCAGAGCUGGAGAACACCACAUCUCAAAAUAUAUCCAGAUCCAACUCUUCAGGCUUGAUAAGUUCGGAGAUGAGCGAGUUGUACGAGACAGCGUCUGCAGAAAGUAACGAGAUGGUGGAUUGGGAGAAGAGUGGUGGAGUCAGAACGGGAAGUUCUGAGGAGCUUAAUGUCUCCGAGAGUGUAGAAGAAGUUCUGAUCUACCUCACAGAAAACAACAAGGAGGCGAUUAAAUCCACCUCUGUCAAAACACAGGGCCACAACUGGACUUAUGAGGGAACUCACCAAAUGGAGCCCAUGGAGAUUCCUGACCACAUGGUUAAAUAUUUCGAGAGACAGACCCCUCAGACAACGCCAGCUCCAAAGAGGAAGGUGAAGACGGUGAACCUCCGACAGAGGCCGCAGAAGGGUGAAGGCAUGAAAACCAAGAGGAGGAAGGUGUACAAGCCUCUGGCCAGGAGCGGUUUGCCAUUCUCUCCUCGUGGUUUCAAUCCAGCUAUGUCGCCACGCGGGGCUCGACCCAACGCGCCGGCCGCCAUCUCUGAUGAGGCGGUGCUGACUGACCAGCCCGUGGUGAUCGGCGUGCCGCGGCCUGACUUCAGUGACUAUGAGCUGUAUGUUCCUGGAGAUGAGCCAGAUCAUCUCGGGCUGGAUGAGCAAGACGUGAAAGCAAAUGAAUAUGAAUAUGUGUCCUUCAAAGACCCCUACAGCAGCGACGAAGACAUCAAGAAUCUCAACCUGGACGAGACCACCAAGUACUACUUAAAAAACGUAGGCCCCAACGUCAAGACGUAUUUCAUCUCUGCAGAGGAGGUGGAGUGGGACUACAGCGGCUACGGACAGAGGAGACAAGACAAAGCGCAGUAUAACACCCGGAAAACAGCGUUCACCAAGGUGGUUUUCAGAGGUUACACGGACAGUAGCUUCAACACGCCCGACAUCCGCGGAGAGAUAGAGGAGCAUCUGGGAAUCCUGGGGCCGGUCAUCAAGGCCGAGGUUGAACAAAGCAUCAUGGUGGUGUUCAGGAACAACGCCAACCGGCCGUACUCCAUUCACCCAAAUGGAGUUUCCUACACCAAGCAGUCAGAAGGUCUGUCCUAUGAGGACGGCUCCAAGUACUGGUACAAGUAUGACAACGAGGUUCAACCCAACACCACCUUCACAUAUCUCUGGAAGGUCCACCCCAUGGUCGGGCCAUCGCAAGACGAGUCUGACUGUCGGACCUGGGCCUACUACUCAGGUGUCAAUCCUGAGAGGGACAUCCACUCCGGCUUGAUCGGACCUCUGCUAGUGUGUCGGGAGGGAACCCUGAGCCGGGACCUAUCAGACAUUCGGGAGUUCAUUCUGCUGUUCAUGACCUUCGACGAGUCUCAGAGCUGGUUCUACGAGAAGAACCACGAGAUGAUGCAGAGGAAAAGUCGGAGGAGAAACUUUGACUCUAACUUCAAGGGAGACCUCAAGUUCCACUCCAUCAACGGGAUCAUUUUCAACCUGAAGGGUCUGAGGAUGAACACCCACAAGCUCGUACGCUGGCACCUCAUCAACAUGGGUUCUCCCAAAGACUUUCAAAGUGUCCACUUCCACGGACAGACGUUCCUGCAAAAGAGGAUCAACAGCUACAGACAGGCUGUCCACCCUCUGCUGCCCGGGAGUUUUGCGACUCUGGAGAUGUUUCUGUCCAAACCUGGUCUGUGGCAGCUGGAGACACUAGUUGGUUUCAACCAACAGAAGGGAAUGCAGACUCUCUUCCUGGUUCUAGAAAACGACUGUAACCGUCCGCUGGGUCUACAGUCUGGCAGCGUGACAGAUGCUCAGAUCACAGCAAUCAACACCAGAGGAUACUGGGAGCCGCAUCUUGCCAGACUGGACAAUCAGGGUAAAUACAAUGCGUGGAGCACAGAGGUGGAAAACAGCUGGAUCCAGGUGGACUUCCAGCGGCCGGUUGUGAUCAGUCAGGUGGCCACUCAGGGAGCCAAGCAGAUGUUUAAGUACCAAUACGUGAUCAAGUACUUAAUCUCCUACAGCACCGACCGCAGGAAGUGGAUCUUCUAUAAGGGCAACAGCAGCGACCUCAGGAAGGUCUUCAGUGGGAACGAGGAAUCGUACGCGUCAAAGAGAAACACCUUCUCUCCACCUCUGAUUGGACGGUUCAUCAGACUCCACCCCAUCCGCUGGUACAACAAGGCCACAGUUCGCAUGGAGUUCUACGGCUGCGAGCUCGACGGGUGCUCGGUGCCUCUGGGGAUAGAGAGCGGAGACAUAGCAGAUAAUCUCAUCACUGCCAGCUCCACGGCCUCCAGCUGGUACUCUGGAUCCUGGAAACCGUCCCUCGCUCGCCUCAACAGACAGGGCACCAUCAACGCCUGGCAGGCCAAGUAUAACGACAGGAACCAGUGGCUGCAGGUGGAACUGCCCAAGGUGAAGAAGAUCACAGGUAUAGUAACGCAGGGAGCCAAGUCUCUGGGGACAGAGAUGUACGUCAUUUCCUACACUCUGCAGUACAGCGACAACGGGAUCCACUGGAUCCAGUACACAGACGACGAGGAGCUCCCGGUCAAGACGUUCUCAGGAAACACUGACAACAACAACCACGUGAAGAACUACAUCUACCCGCCCAUUUUCUCACGCUUCGUCCGAAUCAUCCCCAGGAGCUGGAUGAGCUCCAUCACCAUGAGGAUAGAGCUGCUGGGCUGCGACUUCGAUUGAUGCAACACACACACACACACACACACACACAGACACACACACACACAGACACACACACACACACACACACACACACACAGGUGAGUUUUCCUUUAACCAACAACAUUUUACACCAGUUUCAGAAAAUCAAACCACCCGUAAACUUUAGAACCUCAGAGAAUCUCUCAGCUCACUUUGACCAUCACUUCUAUAUUAGAAAAAAUAAAAAUAGUUUUUAAGGCCUGAUUCUAUUCUACUCUUAAAAUGUUACUGUAGAAAAUUUGCUUAAAGUUUCUGUCAUUGAUUUUAGACAACUUUUUUCCCUUGCAGUUGCUAUCCCUUACCAGUAGGUGAUGCUGCAGCCCCCUCACUUCCGGCGUCCCAGUUCCUUUAAAUUGAAUGAAGCUUCACCAAAUUACACACACACACAAAUUAGUUCCCUAAAUAUGUCAGAUUUGUUUCAUCAGGAUCUUUGUACUUUCUCUUGAGAAAAAUGUAAAUAAGAAAACUCACUGUAAAGAGGAUAAAACAUAUAAAACUAUACUGAAUCACAGCUUUUACAACGUAAACAAUGUACUUGUAUUUGUGUAAUCACUGCUCACGCUCUGGUUUCAUGUGAUAAAGUUCUUCACCCUUUUGUCAAUAUUCUUGUGUUUUUGAAAAACUUUUAUGCAUUUUGUACUCUGACAUGUUUAACUUGUUACUUUAUGAAAUGAAUAGAGAUGAAUGUAAAUAUGUAAGUAGAGGCCUUGUAAUUUAUUUUGCAAUAAAUAUGAU
Molecule: messenger RNA, 3924 nt
Organism: Paralichthys olivaceus (Japanese flounder)
Lineage: Eukaryota; Metazoa; Chordata; Actinopteri; Pleuronectiformes; Paralichthyidae
Source: RefSeq, a predicted model, not a curated record